AUGAAUUUCUUAAUUAAUCAAGAUGGAAACGAAUUACAUGACAUGAAUCAUUAUGAAAACGAAAAUCAACGUUGUAGCGUUGUGCCAACCUCCAAGACAAGUAAGAUACGUUCACAGGUAGAUAGUUCUUUCAAACUAAUAACUCUCAAAAAGAAUACAGAAAGAUUAUUUAAAUAUCUCGAAGAGGAGAACAGAGAACCUAACGUGAAACCUCAACCAAAUCAAAAUUUAAGCUUACGAAGAACCAGAUAUAACUACACUUUUCCAAAUUAUCAACAAAAUUCAAGCAUAAGGAAACUAUCCAUUCCCAAGAAUGAUUCCGGUUUGACAUCUAUAAUUAACGUUAUUGCUGAAUCCAAGAAAACUAACAAUAAUCUUAAUUCAAUACAUGAAGUUGUUCAUCGAACUUAUGAUUGCGCUCCAUUUUUCCAUGCUUACAAUUAUGAAAAUAGAUUAGGUAAAGAUGAUUAUACUGGAAUCUUGAAAAAUAUUAUAGAUGAUGAGUUUAAAGAAUGUUAUCCUGUUUUCCCCAGAGAAUUAGAAUUUAGAAGAGUUGAAAAAAAACUGAGAAGGAUAGAUUAUUUUUUAUACUAUUUUCUCAAUAUUGAUAGAACGAAAUUUUUUGAAUUGGAAGAAGAAAGAUCUCUGUUUUAUAAUUCUUCAAUAACGGCACAUACCUCCUCUUUAGCUUAUAUGGAUACUGAAGAACAACAAAAUGAAGAUGAUAUUUUAGAUAAUGAUGAUACCUUAUCGUCAAUUAGCUCCAUGUUAAAUACCGAGAACGCUAAUAAUCAUGGUCGGAAUGUAUCAGGAAAUAAUCUAAGCGUCUAG
This is a messenger RNA of Naumovozyma dairenensis CBS 421, 831 nucleotides long. RefSeq names its product Isc10p (gene ISC10). The coding region runs from base 1 to 831 and encodes 276 amino acids. The transcript has a single exon. Lineage: Eukaryota; Fungi; Ascomycota; Saccharomycetes; Saccharomycetales; Saccharomycetaceae. The record is from RefSeq and is a predicted model, not a curated record.